CUAAAUUCUAAAUCAAUAAAAUCUGAAUGGCCGAAUCCGCAAUGGGAGGCAAGAUCGAUUUGAGAUAGAAAGCAUCAGAGUUCAGAGCUGAACCAAGUAAGCAUGGCUUCCUCCUCUUCUUCUCGAUCGGAUCAGGAGCGUCCAGGUUUAGGUUUAGGGUUAUGUGAAGGAGAAGAAGAGUACGGAUCAGAAUCGGGUUGGGUGGAAGCUCGAAGUUCAUGCGAUCAUCUGUGUUCCCUCUCCCCUGAUCUCAGCCAUAUUCCAGCCCCUCAGAAUACUCCCUGCUACGAGUGCCAACACCCGUCUGAAAACUGGUUGUGUCUAUCGUGUAAGGAGGUGCUGUGCAGCCGUUUUGUGAACAAGCACAUGCUGUCCCACUCGCGGCGCACCAACCACUGUGUGGCACUCAGCUUCAGUGAUCUAUCAGUCUGGUGUUUCUCCUGUGACGCUUACUUGGAUGCACAACUCAUCCCACAGCUACGCCCCGUUUAUCAACUUGCCUAUAUCUUGAAAUUUGGCCAACCUCCGCCACUUCCUCAACACAAUUAAUACUUCCUCAACUUUUUAAUUGUUCAUUAUUCUCAGUACUGUCUCUGCUUUUAAUUUUUUAGUUAUCUUUAGCCUCCACUUGGCGUAUGCUUCUUGCAUUGGAUAUUUGGAAACUUCAAUUCUGUGUAUAUCUCUAGGAUUUAGGUGAAUUUUUCCAUAAAUUUUUAAUAAAAAAAAAUGAAUUCUAGAUCUUUUAAGCGAUAAAAAAUCUAAAAUCAUGUCAUAAAAAUACAUGAAUGAGUAUAAGUUUUCUGCUGCAUUUCUCUGUGCGUCAAUAGCUUUUUAUUCUGUAGGUCGACUGCAUUUCUCUUCAGCGGCUUGUCAUUUCAUAGAUGAUAUUUCAUGGCCAAAAAUCUUGUUAAUUAUUCCCCUCAUAGUUUGCCUCCUGUGUCUCGUUUGCGUAAUAAGAUACUAAUAAUUAAGGUAAUUUGCA
Molecule: messenger RNA, 982 nt
Organism: Arachis stenosperma
Lineage: Eukaryota; Viridiplantae; Streptophyta; Magnoliopsida; Fabales; Fabaceae
Exons: 3
Coding region: 103-549 (148 amino acids)
Molecular function (GO): zinc ion binding
Source: RefSeq, a predicted model, not a curated record